AUUGUUUUAAAAAAUUGUUUAUAGAGCUUACAAUAUUAUGUCAGCAUUUUAAAUACAUCUUGAUAUCGCUCCAUUCACCUUUGAGGUUAACUGAACAACAUCAACUUUUUUUUUAAGAGGGUGGGUGUCGUUAUUUGUGCUGCUUGCGACAAGGUCAUUAAUGAGGGCUUAUCGCUUAUGAUAAUGGUGAUUUUUCUGACCUGUGGCCUUCUAAAUUUAGAACUGACGGAGACAAAAUGAUAGCGAGAGUAAUAGCAGCUGGUGACUGGCAAAGAUAAUGCCGAGAUUACCAGGAAAUUAUAAUCAUGACACAAGAUCACGUGUUUACGGAUAGGAUGUUGUGAAUAUUCUCGACACUCGUUUAGCUACUCAGCUGUCUGUCUGCACCAUUCCCAACAUCUGGUCGCAUCCUCCCAGAAGAAUGACAGCAACAACGAUGGACAGGAUGCGGUGCGAGACGUGUGGACGUGUGCGGUAUGGUUCUCGUCUUGAUUGCUUUGACGACGAAGAUGAUGAGAUAUGCUCAAGCUGUGGAGAAUACUACACCUACCGAGGUAUUGAAGACCAGUAUCACCGGAAUGAUGGCGACUUCUUCGGUCCCUUGCCCUGUGACAACGAUGGUGAGGACUACCUAAUGGACGAGGAAGAUGGUUUUACUUACGACGAAUAUUACUGCAAUGGAAUAGGAGAUGAUGACGAUGGAGACUGGGAUGAAGAUGAAUAUUUUGACAACUACACCGAGGAGGAGCAAGAAGAGAUGGAGGAGGAGGAGGAGGAGGAGGAGGAGGAGGAGGUUGUUGAUGUCAACAGCAAAGUUGACGAUGAAGAGAGAAGAAGGGAGAGAAGAAGGGAGAGAAGGCGUUACGGACUGUUUCGCUGUUACUCGUGCAGACAACCUUGGGGGAGUUCAUAUGUCUUCUGCAGGAAGGAGCGAGGCACUUUUAGACCCCUGUACCGACAGGACUGCAAGAAAUGCCUCGUUGGUUGUCUCCCUUUCAAGGUGCAGCGACUGCGCUGUUCCCGGUGCUUGAAGACCACCUGUACCUGCAAGAGGAGAAACACAAACCCCAAGAAACCUCACCGCAGAGACCUCUGCCACCGAUGUCGCUCUGGUAUUCGCUGUCGGAGUUACGGCAAAAUCCGUUAUUGCCCAACGCCAGUAUCGAGACCAUGUUGAGAACAGCACAAGAAAAUGAUUCAGAAUAGAAACGUAGUAAUUGAAAACUUUCACCAAGAUUUCAAGCAUUCUCUACCUACUACAGGUGUUUAUUCUCGAUUCGCUGUCUCCCUAGACUAGGAUGCUUUUAAACUUAUGAUUAUAGGCAAUCAUCAAGAAAUAAUAAUGAUUAUCUUUCCUUGACAUGAACCAACUGUUGCAAAAGUCUCCCGUUGUUUUACUUCUGUUUAUAUAGGUUCUUUCACUGUGUGAGAGAAAGAUUAAACUAACAAAGACCUAAACUAGAAGUACUUAACUAAAUGCAUCUGUACACAUUGCACCGCAGUUUACUGAUGUGAUUCAUCAGCGGGACACAAACAAGUAACAAUGAGCAAAGUCCUUCUCAGUUUUCUAUCCUGAUGCAAAUUCUGGUCUGUUUUCGGAAAGAGUGUCAGAUCCUGAAAAUGAGAAAAUUUCAUAAUUUAGUAUCUGUGAUUAAUGUAGCCACAUUAAACAUUUUCUUUAUGAUAUCAGCUUGUUAUGACUGACUACGGGAGAUUGUAAAGUUCCAUGAUAAUAAAGGCGGAGCUCAAAGGACAAA
Molecule: messenger RNA, 1757 nt
Organism: Pomacea canaliculata
Lineage: Eukaryota; Metazoa; Mollusca; Gastropoda; Architaenioglossa; Ampullariidae
Product: zygote arrest protein 1-like
Exons: 5
Coding region: 422-1177 (251 amino acids)
Biological process (GO): translation
Cellular component (GO): cytoplasm
Molecular function (GO): mRNA base-pairing post-transcriptional repressor activity
Source: RefSeq, a predicted model, not a curated record